UUCUUUGUUUCUGAGUUUAACCGAUUUCAGUCACUCAGAUGGCAUGUCCAAAGGAAUGUACCACGGCAAGCAGUGUCACGUGUCCGAUAUUGCCACCCUUUUGAACCUGGCAUGGAGCGCCGGUGUUGAUCGAAUUAUUAAUAUACGUUUCCGCGGUUUUGUUUCCAUGCUAGUUUGAUGCAACCCAAAAUCAAUUCCUUCUUCAAGCCCUCUUCUUCUUCUUGUUUUUCUGAGCCAAAAUCUCAAGACCCAGCCCCCGUUUUGGAGGAAGAAGAUGAUGAAUUGGCAAUUUGGGAGAAGAAACAACAUGUAUUUGUCAAUACUUACAAGCGUAGAGCUAAAAAAUUAGAUAGGGCUUCAUUUGAGGGUGGAAGAAGUGAGGUAAAUGAAGGGUCAAGUUUUGAUACACCAAAGGAGGCUAAAUUACCAGAUUUGAGUCUGAAACCACAGUUGACAGCAUGUGGAAGAAAGCUAAACAAGAAGAGAAGCUAUGCACAGUUUCAUUUAGAAUUAGGUCAAUCUGAUUUUUUUCUUCGCACAUGUUCCACUUGUGGAAUCCAGUAUGCUGCUGGAAAUGAGGAAGAUGAGAAGGAUCACAAGACAUUUCACCAGAAUUACACACAUGGGGUUCAGUUCAAGAGUUGGCGCAAUGAAAGGCUUGUUCAAAUGCCUUGUGUUGAAGGGGGGCGCAUUGUUUUGGUGCUAGACUGUGACUCUCCUGCUCAGAGAAAUAAGGUUCAGGAGAUUUUGAAGAUGAUGGAAAUUGAGUUGGGUGAUGGAUGGAUCUUUCAUAAGCUCUGCAAGGUGUAUCUGUUUAUUUCAUCUCAGAGUAGCGGUUGUCUAAUUGCUGAACCAAUAAAAGAAGCAUUUAAAGUUCUAUCAUACUCAGUUAAUGAAAGAACUGAUGACACUAACACAAAAGAAACAAGAUCAAACUCAACCACUCUCCAGUUUGGGAAAAUUAUAUUACAGAGAGAAGUCAUAAAAAGAAUUCCUUCGGUCAAUUGUUCUAAUCUGCUAAAUGGAAACCACAAUGGCGCAAUUUUAUGUGAAAAGGAAUCCAUACCUGCUGUUUGUGGCAUUAGAGCUGUAUGGGUCACUUCCUCUAACAGAAGAAAAGGCAUUGCAACUAAUCUGCUGGAUGCUGUCAGGAGAAGUUUUUGCAUGGGAUUUAUUAUUGAAAAAUCUAAGUUAGCAUUCUCUCAACCGAGUUUAGCUGGGAAGGCGUUGGCAUCAAAUUAUUUUGGUGCUGGAUCUUUCCUGGUAUACAAGGCUGAAGAAUCAGUGAAAUUAUGCAGGCAGUGGACAAGAGACUAGAAUUGAAAUUCGAGAGCAGAGAAUUGGAAUGCUUACUAGUUGUGGGGUUAUGGUGCAGACACCCAGUUGAAAAGCAGAGGCCAUCUGCAGGACAAGUAAUUCAGCUUCUCAAUUUUGAAGCAACACUGCCAGUCCUUCCUUAGGAGUUGCAUGAUCCUCCCCAGAAGCAGAUGACUCAGCAGAAGUGUGAUUCUAGUCUGUCAAGUUAGUAUUAGCAGCCGAUGAAAUAACAGUUUUGAGAAAUUAUACUUCAAACAAUAUUCUGUUACAGGAUAACGAAUUAUUGUAAGUGCAACAUUUCAUAUUACAAAAAACUCAUUCAUAAUACAA
Mangifera indica (mango) is the source of this 1647-nucleotide messenger RNA. Its product is annotated as protein CHROMOSOME TRANSMISSION FIDELITY 7-like. NCBI's taxonomy places the organism in Eukaryota, Viridiplantae, Streptophyta, Magnoliopsida, Sapindales, Anacardiaceae. The record is from RefSeq and is a predicted model, not a curated record. Gene Ontology annotation, cellular component: chromatin; nucleus. Gene Ontology annotation, molecular function: protein-lysine-acetyltransferase activity. Gene Ontology annotation, biological process: mitotic sister chromatid cohesion.